Molecule: messenger RNA, 2760 nt
Organism: Penicillium cinerascens
Lineage: Eukaryota; Fungi; Ascomycota; Eurotiomycetes; Eurotiales; Aspergillaceae
Product: F-box domain protein
Exons: 2
Coding region: 1-2760 (919 amino acids)
Molecular function (GO): protein binding
Source: RefSeq, a predicted model, not a curated record
AUGGAGGAGGAUGCCUCUACCCAGGCGCCUGCCUUCACGCGGCUGCCCCCCAAUGUCAUCGAGCUCAUUCUUUAUGCCGUCGAUGCCAACGCCUUUGCGUCACUGGCCCUGCUGAAUAGGCAAUGGAGGCGUGUAUCAGAGUCCCCGUCGCUCUACGCUCAUCAUUUGUCCCGUUGUCCAACCUUCACUUGGACGAUAGGGGCUCUCCCUAGCCCCGGUGAUGCUGACAGCCUUCCUGGGUUUAAGCGCCAAUUUCUUGCAAAGGCCAGGCGGAAUGCAUUUGACGUGUUUCUCCGGCCUCGCCGGACUCUGGUACGGCUGAUCUCGAGCUCAAUGAGCUCAUCUACCGCGUUCCCACAGGGAGAAGUAUUUCGCUUUGCCUUCUCGACAAAUGGCCAGCUGGUACUUUGUAUCAGUUCUUCCCGGAUUGUCGUGCUGGACGUCGCCGCGGACCCGGUAGCUGUAAAGCAUGAAUUUCAGACCCGCCGGCGGCCUAUGGGUGCUACCAUCCAGGACGAUGGCUCCCUUCUGGCGGUCCUGUCUUCGACGCAUCGGGUCAAUGUCUACCGACUUGAUAAUGAUGAGGCCAAGCAUAUACAGAUGAUUACCUUGAAUGAUGCCCCACGCGACUUGACAUUCUCUCCCACUGGGGGCGUGCUAGCUCUAUCCUUUGAGGACUGUAUUGAAGUCCAUGCGAUCGGAGAAGAUACCCUAUCGACAGAACGUCGAGCAGCGCGUUGCCCACGUGUCGAUGUACUCUCUUUCUCGUCAGAUGGAUCGAUACUGCUUGGGUCACCGGUUGAUUAUGCGGAGGACGGCACCGUUGCCAUUACUGCCCCCUUUUACACCGAAUCUGGGACUGACGCUUCGCCCCAGGAGGUCCAGAGGCGUAUGUGGACAACGCAGAUUCUGUUUCCCGAAAUAGCCCAAGGAUUUACUCACGCCUGCUUGAUCGAGAAUCAUGACGAAGCGGACGAUAAUUGGAUCAUAGGGUAUGACAUCCAGUUGGCCGCAUUCAGAGCAAUCAAAAUCAACAAUAUCAAUGCGGGCAGCGUCUAUUUUGCCAGCCCGUUUCUGCCAGAGGAGACCCGCGAAAUGUUGCCCAUCAUGGUUCCCACCACUGACGAAACUGGAGAACUUGUUGCUUUCGGAUUCCAAGACUCGGAAGUUUGGGUCUACGGAGUGCCGGAACGUCUGGAUUUAACUCAGUCAAAUCCCAACCUUGGACCACAAGGGAUUAACAGCACCCGAUUUGGCGAUGAUCACCAUUACAACGGACAGGCAGGUCUUCGGGAUAACCUGGCCCAGCUCGAUAAAAUUGUUCAGCAACCGAAAAUUCUCGUGCGCGGGCAUCGAGUCACCGACAUGCAUGGAAUCACCUCCAUUCGCUGGGUUCGACCACUCCAAACACCCAAUGCCAGGCGGCGACUGGUUGUAGUGGCCCCUGGUGGCGUGCGUUCUCCGGCAUUUGGCGAAGAAGAUGUACCCGUUGAUGGCGGGAGACUGUUGCUUUUGGACUUUGAAAGAUCAGUUGCCCACGGGGAGGACAAAGAGCUUGAUAUUGAAGUUGGGGAGACAGCGCCAAAAAUACUCAUGGAGCCAGAUUCCUCCUUAGACACAGAAGUCGAGUUGGAGAGAAGAAGGACGCGCCUGCGGCGUCCAGAUACCGACUCGGCACUUGCCCAUCGGCCAUCGAUGCCCCCUCUGAGAGGGACCCAACGAUCCACGAGCCAGACACAGCUACCAAUCCGUCGUCACAAUACCCUUGCGGUCCCCACGUCUGGCGAGUCGACAAGCGGCAACGUUGUUGAUGUUCCGUAUGACAAUACACAGCCUCGUUCACAUGAGACGCUCCAUCGGGCUGCCACAGCUACAGCAUCAACACGAGGACGGUAUGACCCCCGAUACCGCAACACUGCUAGCCGCCGCCAAAUCCCCCAUGAGAGCGACGCAGAUCACUGGGUACCGCCGCCACCCCCCUACUCAAAGGAACCGGACAGGCCGUUGCCAGAACAUCUGCAACAGACCCUUCUCCCCGGCAUGCUUGUAGCUCUUCAAAACAGCAGCAAUACAGCAGCUUCUACAUCAGUCCAAAGAGCACAGACUACCGUAGCCCGACAAACCCCACAAGAUCGCCUCCGGCCUCAAUCAGCCAUUCUCCAAAGACUGGGUACCAUUACUGGUGCCAGACUCACUGGAAGAAGCAGAGGAAACUCUACAGCUUCACCUGGAGAACCGAACCAGGAUCAAGUCAACGUCCUAACAGCAAGCGUCUCCCCUGUUCUCGAUGUUCCUCAGCAAGCUCUCGCGACCAAUGAAUCCGCACCACUGCACCAAUGGCCUCAACGUUCACACGCAGCCGCAACACCAAUUGUCCCCGUCGCCACUGGUCAUGUCCCAUCAGUCCAACCGCUUCCUACUCUAGCCGUCCACCCAGCCGAAGAACGAACCCAACGCCCCGUGAUGGAAAUGCCAUCCCUGGGGGCAACCAUGUUCGGCGAAGCCUACCUACCCUACUCGGUCUCAUCUCCAAAUCUCCUUCACAUCCCGCAGCCAUACGGCGAUGCUUUGGAUAUUACCGACAACGAUGACGCCGACAUCCUCGCAAGACAAAGGUCUUUCCGUCGGCGGGUCUCGACGGAGCCUACCAGCUUACCGCCGCCAGAAAGUGAGGAAUGGCGGAGGCGCAUCGAGGAUUGGAAUGAACAUACCAUCCAAGAACGAACUCGGAGACGACGAAACAAAUGCAUUGUCAUGUAG